Molecule: messenger RNA, 1066 nt
Organism: Cuscuta campestris
Lineage: Eukaryota; Viridiplantae; Streptophyta; Magnoliopsida; Solanales; Convolvulaceae
Source: the annotation of a GenBank genome assembly
GGCUUGGAAAGAACUUACUGAAUAUUGGGAUUCACCAGAAUUUCUUGCAAUAUCGGCUCGAGCAAAGGCAAACCAAGCAUCAAAGAAGGGUGGGGCACUUCACACAACUGGACCCAUUCCCCAUGUUGAGGUUGCAGAGAAUAUGGGGGCAACCGUUCCAUGGCGGUUUUUUCCGGGCACCAAAAGAGGGCUAAACCCAAAGGUGCAUUUUUUUCCCGUGUUUAUAUUUUGGUGUAUUUUUUAGACUAGUUUAUCGUUUUAGCCGGGCUAAAACGAUAUACCAGUCGAUAAUUUACACCAUCAUUUUGGCGCCAUCCGUGGGACACGAGCUAAAAGUCACUAGCAAGGCAAGGGAGUGGGGAGUUCAAGCCGAGUAUGAAGAAAAAAAGCCAACCCAAAUUUUAUUUGGCCCAAAAAAAACUCUCACAAUGGGGUAUUUUGAAAAACAAAUCCAAUUCUUGGCUAUUGGAGAGAGAAUUGUUCUCCCAUAAAAAAAAAUCCAAUCGCAGAGCCUUUUUUCUGCAGCUAUUGGAUCCACAGUCUCUUUGUAUGCUGGAGCCUAAGUCGGAGACCGUCAGGCCAAGAUGUUGGUGCUGAAACAACCACCUACCCAGCAAACCUUGUAAACGGCCACUCGAGCGCGUGAUUCCAUUCCAAGAGGGGAACCUAAAAGGCCGGCGUCAAGGGCGAGAGAUCCGGUUGCCAUGGACGAGGCAUGGGCGCCGUCGGCGUCGUCAUCUCGCGACGAGUUCGACUCUUCGGACUUGUCAAUUGGGCCCAAAGCUGCUUCGUAACCUUUGGAGAACUACCUAGUGCCGAAGAGCUUUCUAUUGCAGCUCGAAGCAUUGAAAUUCUUACCGGAUUUGUACUCUCCCUUCCACCAACUCGGAACAGGGCCAAGGCCAGAGUCGUCGAAGCUUAGAAUCCAGCAAUUUCCGGAAAAACCACCAUGGACGGCAAUCCACUUGAUGGAAUUUUCUCUACGGCGAGCUGAACGACAUCAGAUGUCCUCCUCACAAACGGCCUCUCAUAAUUAAGCCGCUGGACCCGCAAACGUUGUGCUGGG